AAGUAGCUGCGUUAGCUCAGUGGAAUUGGCGGGGAGAUGAGAGUGUAGUUGUCGCGUUAAUUAUUGUUUUACUCAUAAUUAAACAACCAUGUCUUCAGUGGAGUAUCUGAGAGAGUUUGUCAACGAGCGACUAACUGCUGCUGCUGAAGAAAUAUUCGGAGUUUUUAAAAGAACCAUCGUCGAGUACGAGGACGUGAUCGACCGUCAGCGCAAACUGUUGGAUGUCGUUUGGAAACCCAAUAUAGAGCUUAUCAGGAUAGAGCUCCCACAGCAACAUGUCUGUAAGGAGAUGGAGGAGGAGCGUCUGGCUGAGCAGCAGCUCCGUAUUCAGGAGAUGAACCCCAGCGUGGACCAAGAGGAGCCAGAGCCUCCACAGAUAAAAGAGGAACAGGAGGAAGUGUGCAGCAGUCAGGAGGGAGAGCAGCUUGUACUGAAGCAGGAGACUGAUGGCUUCAUGUUGAUUCCUCCUUAUGAGGAAAGUGAGCAGAGUGAACCAGAAACAAACAGUGAUCACCAGCUCCUCUCUUACAGCUCUCAUGUCACUGAGAGCCAAGAUCAGGUUGGAGGCGAGCAGGAAGACUCGGGAUUUACUAGAAAUACAGAGCUUCAACCAAAUAAAAGACAUCAUGAAAGCAGUAUUCACAGGAACAAUGAUAACAACUUUACCAUGUCAAAGAUCCACAGUACCACUCACAGAGGUAGAAAUUAUUUCCAAUGUGACACAUGUGAGAGAGUUUUCAAGUUUAAGUCCCAGCUGUAUGCACACAUAAGACAACACACAGGUGAGAAGCCGUUUUUGUGCAAAAUAUGUGGGAAAGCUUUCAGACGUAACGGUGACUUGAAAGUCCAUGUGAGAAUCCACACAGGUGAGAAGCCGUACGGCUGCAAGACCUGCGGGAAAAGAUUCUGUGAGAUGUCCGCAUUGACGAGGCACAUGAAAACCCACACAGGUGAGAAGCCACAUACCUGUAAAAUAUGCGGAAAAGCUUUCAGGCGUCGUGAUGACGUGAGGGUCCACUUGAGAACUCACUCGGGUGAGAGGCCGUAUAUGUGCGAAACAUGCAGGAGAGAUUUCAGAUCUAGCAGUAACUUGAAAAGCCACAUGAGAAAGCAUGUAUGUGAGAAGCCGUAUCAGUAAAACACAGAGGUUCCAGUUGUGGUCACACCCAUCCAGGUGAGAAGGUGUGUCAUUCGAAAUGACAUGGAAGAAUUUUAAAGGUCCAGUGUUGAGGAUUUAGGGGGUAUACUGAAAAAAUGGAAUAUAAUAAGAUAAGUAAGUUUGCUGUAGUGUAUAUUCACCUGAAAAUAAGAAUGUUCUUGUUUUCGUUACCUCAGAAUGAGACGUUUAUAUCGACAUUAGGAGCAAGACCUCGUUUAUGGAGAUAGCCAUUUUGCACCGCCAUGUUUCUACAGUAGUCCAGUACGGACAAACUAAACACUGGCUCCAGGUAGGGCCAUUUGCAUCUUUUGCGUCAGCCACCGUAGUGAGAAGCCCAUCUGCAACAAGCAUCAUCAGUAAAACACUGAUUUGCAACAUUAAACUGCUUUAUUCAGUGUUUUUACCGGUUUAAAUCACAGGGUCGGUUUGUUUUGGAGAGGAAGAGACCUCUGUGGAUGAUUCAGCUCUCGUUAAAACCUCCUGAACAUCUGGAUCUUAAGUUAUCAGAGAAUAAAGUUUAGCAGACAAUAGCAUGUGGUGGGCAAGCUGCCCGUCUCCUACAUGCCAAACUGUGUUGGAAAGACACAGAUUUUUAACAAGAAGCUGCUUUAUUCAGUGAUUUAUCCGGUUUAAUCACCGGGUCCGUUUAUUUGGAGACAAAGAGGCCUCUGCCAAUAUUUCGGCAUCUGGUUAAAGGCGCUGUAUGUAAGAAUGUGGCCAAAACGGUUACUGCACUCAAAUUCAAAAUACUGCCGCGAGUUGUGUCCGCGCCCCCCCUACAGAUUUGAGGUUGCUGGACAGCGGCACGCUGGAGACUGAUUUGUUUGCCCACAGGCGGCUGCCGUGGCAGGGCCGCGUCACCGCAUCCUUGAUCUUCAGAUUUCCAGCGGACCGUUCGAGCAAGUCCGGCUUCUCUGCUGCUAACGCUGCUGCCAGGAUACAGCUGAGGAGGAGCCGGCUGCUAAUGCUAUGUACCGGGACACUGCUAACGCUGCUGCCAGUGUUCUGUCAAAGAUGGUGGAUAAGUACACCAGGAUACAGCUGAGGAGGAGCCGGCUGCUAAUGCUAUGUACUGGGACACUGCUAACGCUGCUGCCAGGAUACAGCUGAGGAGGAGCCGGCUGCUAAUGCUAUGUACCGGGACACUGCUAACGCUGCUGCCAGUGUUCUGUCAAAGAUGGUGGAUAAGUACACCAGGAUACAGCUGAGGAGGAGCCGGCUGCUAAUGCUAUGUACUGGGACACUGCUAACGCUGCUGCCAGGAUACAGCUGAGGAGGAGCCGGCUGCUAAUGCUAUGUACCGGGACACUGCUAAUGCUGUUUGCCGUGCUGCUGUAGCUCAGUCGUAACUGUAACUGAUGUUGAGACUCUACUAACUGCAUGACUGGUAGACGGCGGUGGGUGGCGCAACAGGCCAAAACACAAAUUCAAAACAUAAACAUGAUUUGCAGACUUUAAAAAUAUUUUUUUAAAUGUGAAUAUUCUGGCCGUACUAUUGUUGUCGGUGAGAUCAGUAUGUUAUAUGAACAUUAUUCCUUAGUCUCUGUGACAUAUUAGGAUGAUUUUACGACUAUUUGCUUUAGAUUUCUUACAUAUAGCUCCUUUAAAGAAUUCGAACUGAGGAAAGUGAGUAACUGAGUUACAAAAUGUGUCCUGGGAACAGCAAAAAGUAACUGACUAGAUGAUCUCGGGCACGUUCAGGCUAAUAGGGUGUUAAGAGAUCCAUGAUAUACUCAGGUGCUCGUCCAGGUCGUACUUUGACCUGGACCUAUUAGAAAAAUUAGCGCUUUUGUACAUUCAUCUUGUUUUUUAACAUUAUAUUAUAGUCUGGUAUAUCCAUAUCUCACCUACUGUCAUAUUGUAUGGGCCAGUACUUUCCCCACAUAUCUUCAUAAAAUUCUACUGCUGCAAAAGCGUUUUGUCAGAAUGGCUACUUUUUCCAAGUCAUGUGCCCCAACCGCUCCACUUUUUUUGAAAUGUAAUGUACUGGCUAUUUUUGACUUAAAUAUUCUUCAAAUAUGUACAUUUAUUUUUAAAUUGAAGUACAUGGGUACAGACUUGCCACAGAGUUUCCAAACACUUUUCAUUUGUAAUUCUCAAGUCAAUUAUUAUUCAACCAGACAAAUCAGUAACUUGUACCUACCAAUGUAUCAUACAUCUCGAGGACAGUUUUCAUUAAGAUACCGUGGAGUCCAAUUAUGGAAUACAAAUUUGCAUUUAUUAACCGAUUCUAUGUCUCUAUCUAGAUAUAAAAUGAAACUCAAGGAAGCUUUGAUGUCAAAGAGAUUUGGUAUUGUAGAAGCUUGACGGACUUGUGUUUUCAACAUGUGUGCUGUUUUGUGAUUUUAUGUUUUUUCUCAAUGUUUGAAUUCAAUAUUAAUUAGGUAGAAGAUAUUUUGUUGAUGCAUUGUUAGUAUUAUUACUGUUAGUAUUUUAAUUUUAUUUUAAUUUUCCUAGGUGGGGUUUUUAGAUAAGCCCGUAAUGGGUUUCUACCUCACCUGCACAUGUCAUGUAUCUGUUGCUUUUAUAUUUGAAUUUUCUUUAAGAAUGUGUUAAUAAAACUAAACUAAAACUA
Molecule: messenger RNA, 3734 nt
Organism: Epinephelus fuscoguttatus (brown-marbled grouper)
Lineage: Eukaryota; Metazoa; Chordata; Actinopteri; Perciformes; Serranidae
Product: histone-lysine N-methyltransferase PRDM9-like
Exons: 2
Coding region: 89-1138 (349 amino acids)
Biological process (GO): regulation of transcription by RNA polymerase II
Cellular component (GO): nucleus
Molecular function (GO): DNA-binding transcription factor activity, RNA polymerase II-specific; RNA polymerase II cis-regulatory region sequence-specific DNA binding
Source: RefSeq, a predicted model, not a curated record